This is a messenger RNA of Colletotrichum orchidophilum, 1368 nucleotides long. RefSeq lists its product as uncharacterized. NCBI's taxonomy places the organism in Eukaryota, Fungi, Ascomycota, Sordariomycetes, Glomerellales, Glomerellaceae. Bases 1 to 1368 code for a protein of 455 amino acids. The transcript has 3 exons. The record is from RefSeq and is a predicted model, not a curated record.
AUGAAGACUUCGGCCACUCUUUUGGCCCUCGUGGCCGCCGGCAAUGCUUCGCCACUUGGCAUCUCCGUCAAGCGGGAUGCCCUUGACAGCAAGGAUGCCAUGUGCAAGGGCUGGGAUCUCACAACCCCAGAGGGCGCCGACAAGCUCUGGGAGGACACCUAUUCCGGCGCUUCUCUUGACCUCUUCAUCAAGACUCAGUGGGAACACGAGAACUCGUGGGUCAAGAACCUCGAAGACUUCGUCUCAGGCGGCACAUCGGGCAAGUCUGGCGCCGCUGGCUGCUCAGCCCUCGGAAACGAGUGCAAGCCGUUGAACGACAUGACGUGCGAUGCUCAAUAUGACGCGUACGGCAAGACUCCGAUUGGCAAGAACUCCUAUUGGAUUUUCCAGGCAGUCAAGGGCAUGCAUGCCAAGUUCAACGAGCUGAACCGGCAGCUCACCAAGGAGACGCUCAUCAGCGGACUCCAGAUCGGUCAAAUGGUGACCGACUUCCAAGGCAACCAGGAUGACCCCGGCGAUGUUCUUAGCUGGCUUUCCGCCGCUGCCUCUAUGGGUGGUGCGAUUGGAGGUUUGGUUCCUGGAGCUGGAACUGCCAUCGCUGGCGGCUUUGGUAUGCUUAGCGGCAUCUUCUCUGGUCUCGCCGCCUCCAAUAGCGCCAACGAGAUCGACCAGGGCUCGAUCUCCGCCGCCCUGGCCGACGCAUUCAAGCAAGCCACCGGCGCCCUCGAGAACACGCUCCGCAUCGCCACCGGCGGCGGCACAAGCCAGGCGGAGUACGACUCACUGCCCGCCCCGAAGUGGGACACGUUCCAAAGCAAGAUCACAAAGUUCUACAACGGCGGCUGGUUCCUCGUCGACGACGACGAACAGGCCGUCACCGUCGCCCUCCAGUCCAUCAGCAACAAUAUCAAGCCAAAGGUCGCCAACGACGUCAUGAGCGCCGCCAAGCUCUACCUUGUCGCUGACAAGCGCGACAAUGUCAAGUCGCGCGAGGACUGCGGCUACGCCACGGGACGCCAGUGGAUGGCGCUUCGGGACGGCGAGGAGUACUGCUUCUACAUCAUGCUCAACAGCCCCAACCCGAACCGCGAGAACGACUGGGUCGAGGUUGAGGCCGAGGUGUACGACAAGAUGGCUUCGUACGGACUCGGUAACCGUGACCCGUACUACCGCGCCAUCAUCGACUGCGCGCUCAACGGUGGAGACGACAAGGAUAAGGUUGACUUGAGCAACCUAGCCUGGGGCAAGGUUCCCACGUGCUACUUCAAUUUGCCGGCUGUCUUUAUCGAGAAGGAUACCAACGUUGGCUGCGGUAGCCCUUUUGAUAACCAGGGCUGCAACUACCUCAAGGCCACCCCGAUCUCGUAA